Molecule: messenger RNA, 1826 nt
Organism: Scutellospora calospora
Lineage: Eukaryota; Fungi; Glomeromycota; Glomeromycetes; Diversisporales; Gigasporaceae
Source: the annotation of a GenBank genome assembly
AUGCGUUUAUUAACCACUGAAUCAAUAAAAGACAAAACGAAUUAUCUCAAGGUAGAACUACUAGAUAUUGAGAACGACCAAAAUGAGAAUAUGGGUUUUAUAAGGAAGCUGAGAAAGAGAAAACAACAAGAAAGUGAAUUCGACGAACCUAACAAAAGAGGCAAAACUCACGAAGUAAUUGUGUUAGAGAAUGACGAGGCAAUGAACAUCGCAGAAAAAACAAAAGGAACGACAAUGUACAUACCCCUAACAGAAGUAGUUGAAGAUCUUGACAUUCUAAAAACAGUGGAUAAUGACACGUCAAAUGUGGACGUUCGAGUGAGACUCAUUCAGAGAAGGGAAGAUAGAACAAUAAAGAACGAAAUAGUCCCAACUUGUCCCACGUCAAUAAAUGGAGAGUUGGUGGAUACACCAAUUGAUCCUGGUUCGAGAUUAAACCUAAUGCAUGAGAAAUACACAAGAAAAAGAGGGUUAGCAUGGAAGUGUGUGAAUGAAGGUGUAGUGACGAAUCAAGGGUUCUAUGUUAUGGAAUCGGCGAGUUUUGAUGUGUUGCUAGGAAUGCCUUGGAUAGCGAGUGCUAACUUGACAGCAGUACGAAGAUUUUACGUGAGAGAAGAAGAAAUAUACACUUUGGAAAGAGGUAUAAAGUGGUCAAAGAAGAGAGCUGAAAGGAACGGGUUAAGAGAUUCAAAAACAAUAAGACAUAAUGAAGGUGUGACGAUGGAACCAAUGGUGUUACGGAGGUUAACAAUAGAGAAUGCAACAUUGCUAAAUUUUGGAACUGGCCUUCGACCUAAAGAAAAAAAGAAAAUAAUCACACGAUUAGUACAAGAAGUGUCAAAGGUGUUUGCCUUUGAUCUGUCUGAGUUAGGCAGAACUAAGUUGGUAGAGUAUGAGGUAAGAACAGGUGGUGUAGAAGUUCUGCUGAAAAGAAUGAGACCAAUUAGAAUUAACAACUCGGAAAGAGCCAAGUUGUUUGAAGAGCACCUACGAGAAAUGAUCAAAUAUGGUUUAUUGGAGGAAAGAAACGGGCCGUAUGCCUACCAUUGUUUUCCCAUAGACAAGAAAGAAGGUGGGACAGAUCGUAUUCGCGCUGUUGGGAAUAUGAAACCAUUGAAUAAAUUUAUAGUAAAGGACAGUUACCCACUCCCAAUCAUCCAAGACAUAUUGGAAAAGGCUGUAGAACAUGACUGGUAUUCAGGAGUAGAUGCAUAUAAAGGAUAUUGGCAGAUUGGGAUUCGUGAAGAAGACAGAGACAAGGUAGCGGUGUCAAUGUCAAUGGGAGUCUUGCGCUAUACUGUAAUGUGUAUGGGACUAAAGAAUGCAAGUGAAACAUUUCAGAGGUUGAUGGAUCUGAUUCUAAAAGGAGAUGAAUGGAGAAAUUGCACAGCGGCAUAUCAGGACAAUGUUGGACUAUGGACAGAUGGGGAUUUGGAUGGACACAUCGACGUAUUCAUAAGAUUAGUCAAAAAAUUCGAGGAAGCGGAGUUGACGUUUGUCGCAAAGAAGUGCUUCAUUACCUACAAAGAAAUUAAUAUGUAUGGCUUUCCUGUUAGCAAAAAUGGGAUCAAAGUGGAUGUGAAAGGAGUAAAAAGGAUACAAGAAUGGAGAGGACCAAAAAAUCUUGAUGAACCAUUAACUGAUCUAAUGAGAAAAGACAAUGCAUGUGAUAUUUCAGUUAGGGCAGUAUUAGAAAAAGUGGAUAAGAGUAGUGAGUUUAGACCUAUAACAUUCGAAUCGAGGAAACUGAAUAGUCAAGAAAUUAAUUAUACAGUUACAGAGAAGGAGUGUUUAGCGAUUGUAUUUGGGUGUAAUAAGAAUGAAAG